AUGCAUGACUCAAUUCUGCACGAAACGGACUCCGACAUUGCCCCGGAGGAUCUAAGGAGCAACACCUCUGCGGACGGCAGUGGCCAUAGCUUGAAUGAAUCAGGACCGUCAACACCGCUUCAUCCCGCAAACAAUGUCACAGUCAAACCAUACGCCAUCGAAGAGCCCGGCGAUGAGCCGGACGAUGAGCCGGACGAUGAGCCGGACGGUGACCCAGCUCCGGUCGCCCAGAAAAAACUACCUUGUCUUCCGGACAAUUUUGAACGCUGGCAGCGUGAACUGGCCGAUUCCAUGAAUAAUCUGGACUCGACCACCGACGUGGCCACCGACUCUUCCCACGCAUGGGCCCAUCCAAGUAGUCCCAAGAGAGGCAAGAAGAGAAAGCCAACCGGCACAGGCCCCCUCCACCCUCUGAACAGCCACCCGUUCAGAUCGCGAAACAAAUCACAUGAGACCCGAGCUACAGGACUCUGCCCCAAGAGACGACGACGCAGCAAACACCCCAAGGAAGAUAAUCCCGUGUCGCUGCACGAUUUCCGAGAAGCUAGAGAAGCCCAAUCGAGCACCAGCUCGAGCUCUGACAUGCGAUCGACCGAUAUGAGCAGCACGGAGACGAUGAAUGAUACUCCGCUGGGCGACGAGAUGGACAUUGACUGA
Penicillium riverlandense is the source of this 657-nucleotide messenger RNA. RefSeq lists its product as uncharacterized. Lineage: Eukaryota; Fungi; Ascomycota; Eurotiomycetes; Eurotiales; Aspergillaceae. The record is from RefSeq and is a predicted model, not a curated record. The coding region runs from base 1 to 657 and encodes 218 amino acids. The transcript has a single exon.